AUGUUAUAUUAUUUUAGGUCACUACAAUAAGUAAAUGUCAGGCACCCAAAAUCUCACACAAACCUCUGAAAAUUUUAAUUGAUGCUGUGCGAAUUGGAGGUAGAUUUCCCACUCCGUGAGAACUGCCCAAAAUCUCGCACAAACGUCCGAAAAUUUCAAUCGAUGUCAUGUGAACUGGAGGUAGAUUUCCCACUUUGUGAGAACUUGUCAUGACUGCUUAUGGAUCCAUCGUGAUAGGGCCUUCUUCUUCUUUUUUUAUCGUGAUCAAGGUCUUCCUUCCAGCCAAAGGUUCGUUCGUUUUCCAUUACUUUUGCUUAUAUUGCUUUGUAGUCACCUAUUGAUUGCUCGACUAACUUCAUAAUUUGUUUUUAAUCCUUCAUAUUUUCUUAUAAAUAUAUUGGGGCUGUUGUUUUAUUAUUUCAGACGAUUGGCUUUUAGGUACUUUUUCUCUUCUUGAAUCUUAGGCAUGAUUUUGUAGACUUUUGAAGCUUCCAAAAAAGGACUUUGCGAAGUGCUUGUAAGACAUGAAAAUUUUGAAAUUUGAGAGCUAGCAGCUACUUGUUAUUGGAUGGAUUCAUGUGAUUCAAGUGCCUAUGUGCUUCUUUAAAACUUGCAUGUGGGUUAUGGGAUGUGUGAUGAUGUUAGGAAGGUUAGGGGAAGUGAUGAAAGAAAAAGACCUAGAGAAAGGUUCAAGCGUUGUGAUAGAACUCCCUUGAGGGAGUUAUUCUUAAGUUCUUUGCUAGAGAUAAUCCUGGCUUGUUCCCCACCUUCCCCUUAGUUCUAUACUCUGUGCAGAUUGUGGUAAAAAUGGUCCUGAAACAAACGAGAAUGUGUAAUAUCUUGGCUUUUUGGCCUUUGGGGUUUUCUUGAGCUUCAUUGUUUGAUUUUGGCAUUUUAGGCCUUAGGCUUUCGGGCUUGUCCCGUUGGAUUGGGCUUUUGCCCUUGGCUAUAUUUGUCCAACCUUUGGUUGGACUCCCCUUCCCCUUUUUUGUUGGAGAGUCCUCACUAGGUUUGAAUUGAUUUUUUCCUUAAUUCUUGCCCAAAUACAAGGCUAGGGUUUUGAUUUGAUUUUUUCCUUAUCGGAAGAUUUUGCCCUAAUACAAGGCUAGGGUUUUGAUUUUCAACUGCUCCAUCUUUUGAGAUUCCUGGUGCAACUGAUUUUGAUGGAUUUCAGAAAGAAGCUAUCCAAAUGGUGAAACCAGCAGAGGGCACAACAACGCUGGCUUUCAUUUUUAAGGAUGGUGUAAUGGUUGCUGCUGACUCCCAUGCUAGCAUGGGAGGCUACAUCUCUUCACAAUUUGUGAAGAAAAUUAUUGAAAUUAACCCGUACAUGCUCGGCACAAUGGCUGGUGGAGCAGCUGAUUGCCAAUUCUGGCAUAGAAACCUAGGCAUUAAGGUAUGUGUUCGCCGUUGGGAGCAAAAGGGUAUAAACUUGGCAAAAUAGUAAGCUUCAAAUAAAGAACAUCUCCGUGGGCGAAGAAUUGGGGUACUUGAAUGAGAUGACUGCCUAGUUUUGGAUUACAUUUUCUAGAAAGAGAGAUUACAUUAGUGGUAUUUUUAUGAGUGUAAUUAGUCUGACUCUUAAAUGUAGUUUGUGCUGGAAAAUUAUUCUUCAAGCUAUUGUAAUGAAUCUUCGGUUGAAUUAUUUAUCUUACAUUGAAAUUGUAUCGCGUUUGGAUGUACUUUGGUAUUGAAUGGAAUGCAGAUUAUGAA
Messenger RNA from Rhododendron vialii, 1713 nucleotides. RefSeq names its product proteasome subunit beta type-5-B-like. NCBI's taxonomy places the organism in Eukaryota, Viridiplantae, Streptophyta, Magnoliopsida, Ericales, Ericaceae. The transcript is spliced from 5 exons. Bases 1190 to 1444 code for a protein of 84 amino acids. Gene Ontology annotation, cellular component: proteasome core complex. The record is from RefSeq and is a predicted model, not a curated record.